CUCAGCUAAGCUGAGCAUUGUAAAAAUAACCAAAAAAAUGCCUUUAAUUAUAAUAUGCGGCUGCCCAGUGAGUGGAAAAACUACAAGAGCGAAAGAAUUAAAAGAGUUCUUCGAAAAAACACACCGGAAACAGGUUGAAAUAGUCUCAGAAGCAGAUACAAUACUCAAGUUAGGUUAUGAACCGAAUGCUACAUAUUUGGACUCACAGAAGGAAAAGAGAGUGAGGGGGUACCUUAAAUCCGAGGUUCUACGGCUUGUUGGAAAGGAUAAUGUUGUUAUAUUGGACGGCAGUAACUAUAUCAAAGGCUACCGUUAUGAGCUAUACUGCGCAUCAAAAGCAUCAAAGUCCACUCAGUGCACCAUAUUCACGAUACGGAACCACCAGGAGGCUUGGGAGGCUAACAUGGAACGGAUAAAUGUGCAGGCAGCUGACGCAUACAGCCAGGAGGUGUUUGAUGCUCUUACUAAAUUCAGGUUCGAAGAGCCAAACUCCAACAACAGAUGGGACAGCCCCCUCUUCACCGUUCAGCCGCAGGACCAACUGGACUUAGAGGCGGUAUAUGCAGCCCUGUUCGAAAAGAAACCUCCUCCACCCAACCAGAGCACUCAGAAUCCACCACUAUCCUCAACAAACUUCCUUUACGAACUCGACAAAAUAACCCAAGACAUAUCAAAACAGAUCCUCGAAGCCAAACAACUGAACCAGGACUCUGCCCGUUUCCCCUCCUACCCCGGCUGUACCCUGGACUCCUUGCCCCUCGUGACUCCUCAGAAACUCCUCAGGCUGAGGAGGCAGUUCCUGACCUAUGCCAAGAUGAACCACGCAGGAGAAGAUAUGGGGAAGAUUGCGAGAUACUAUAUACAGUAUUUGAAUAAAACUUUGACGGAUUGAUUUUUUUUUUUACUUC
Molecule: messenger RNA, 908 nt
Organism: Cydia splendana
Lineage: Eukaryota; Metazoa; Arthropoda; Insecta; Lepidoptera; Tortricidae
Product: protein KTI12 homolog
Exons: 4
Coding region: 38-892 (284 amino acids)
Biological process (GO): tRNA wobble uridine modification
Source: RefSeq, a predicted model, not a curated record